Molecule: messenger RNA, 1814 nt
Organism: Myotis daubentonii (Daubenton's bat)
Lineage: Eukaryota; Metazoa; Chordata; Mammalia; Chiroptera; Vespertilionidae
Product: histone lysine acetyltransferase CREBBP-like
Exons: 2
Coding region: 175-732 (185 amino acids)
Source: RefSeq, a predicted model, not a curated record
GGGGCGGAGCGCUUCCGGAUUUCUGUCUUUAGGCAGCUAAGAGGAACCAGGAAGUUAUGCCAUAAUUUUGUUCAAUUUUUCUGUUCUUUUUUUUUUUUAAUGCUUUUAGGGAUUUAUGAGGGUCGCUGAAGGAGCGAAGGAGGAGAGCACGAGGCCGAAAGUGGUUCCCUAGCGAUGCCGGUGGAGAUGCACAGCCAGGGCCAGGACCGCUGUGUCCUCACCUGCACUGAGUGCAAGCAGCGGGUGGAGACAGGCUGGCACUGCCCCGGGUGCGAGGGCUACGACCUUUGCAUCAACUGCUACAACACCAAGGGCCACACCCACGAGAUGGUGAAGGUGGGGCUGGGCCCGGAUGAAGAGGCCGAGGAGGGCGAUCAGGGCGGCAACCAGGGGGAGCGCCGGUUCAGGAACCCCCUGGAGUCCCUGCGCCAGAACAUCCAGGGCUGCAUCCUGUCCCUGGUGCACGCCUGCCAGUGCCGCAACGCCAACUGCUGGCUGAAGUCCUGCCUGAAGAUGAAGCGUGUUGUGCUGCACACCAAGCGCUGCCAGCGCAAAACCAAUGGAAGCUGCCCCAGGUGCAAGCAGCUAAUCGCCCUUUGCUGCUACCAUGCCAGACACUGCCAAGAAAACCCAUGCCCCGUUCCCUUCUGCCUCAUCAUCAAGCGGAAGAUCCGCGAGCAGCGGCUCCGGCUCCGCCAGCAGCGGAUUGGGAACCGCCUGCCGCAGGGGUAGCUCAUGCGCCAGCGGAUGCCACCAGGAACUCCCGUCACGUGCCUCAGCAGUCUGCCAUCCCCUCCUUGAGCACCACCCUGGACACCCCCACAGCAGCCCAACACACCCCAGACACCACAGCCUCCGACUCAGUCCCAGCCCUGGCCUGUAAGCAUGUCACUAGCCAGCUUCUUCAGCUCGGCCAGAACUUCGCCCCACCAGUGUCCACGGGGAAGCCCACUAACCUUCAGCUCCAGCCCAGCCUGCAGCCCAGCCUGCAGAACCUGAACGCCAUGCAAGCCAGCGGGCCCGACCUGCUGUCCCUCCGCAGCAGCAACAGUGGGAGGCCUGAACCCCCAGAGCCAGGCCUUGAACAUCAUGUACCCGGGGCACAACCCCAGCGUGGCGAGAAUGAACCACAGCACAGAGAGAUGCCGCGGAGCAGCAGCAGCAGCAGGAAGGCAGCGCUGGCAUGGCUGCAGGUCUGGCAGGACACGCCCAGUUCCAGCAGCCUCAGGGACAUGAUGCCACCCGCAGCCAUGCAGCAGCAGCAGAUCCAGCAGCCGAUUGGGUCCCAGGCCAGCCAAACCCUGUUAGGCAUAUUCUGUACCUUUCCCUUGCCUCAGUUUCUCCCCUGCGCUCAGUACUUUCUAUUGUCCCCCCUUGAGGUUCCUGUCCUCUCUGCCAUUUUCCUGUUACUCUCAUUUCAGGUGUCACAGGAGACAGCUAAGCAGCUGAGAAAAGCAGCUCUAGACCCAGCCUCCUGCAACGGCCUGCACCUCCAUCCGACCCACACAGAGACAUAAAUAUCCCACCCUCCCUACUCUUACUUGCUGAAAUGGAUAUGUUGGUGUGUAUUAAUAAGACCAUUUCUAGCCCUAACCGGCUUGGCUCAUUGGAUAGAGUGUCAACCUGCACACUGAAGGGUCCCAGGUUUGAUUCUGGUCAACAGCAUAUACCUUGGUUGCGGGCACAUCCCCAGUAGGUGUUGUGCAGGAGGCAGCUGAUCAAUGUUUUUAACUCUCUAUCCCUCUCCCUUCCUCUCUGUAAAAAAUCAAUAAAAUAUAUUUUUAAAAAUAAAUAAAAUUUCUACACUCUCACAA